AUGUGGCGCGUAACAAUAAUUCUAGUUUUAGUUUCCCUAACAAUGGCUGUAGAUAAAUCAGUUAUCAUCAUUGGAUCUGGAAUUAGUGGAUAUUCAGCAGCAAGUAGAUUGAUAGAAAAUGGAUUCGAUGAUGUAAUAAUUUUGGAGGCUGAGGAUCGAAUUGGAGGCAGAAUCAACACAAUUCCUUUCAGUGAUGGAUUUAUUGACUUAGGUGCACAGUGGGUUCAUGGACAAGUCAAUAAUAUCAUUUAUGAAAUGACUCAUGAACAUUUUGAAUUUGGAUCAACUCCAUUUGUGGAAGUGCCAUUUACAUUUUUAUUUUCCAAUGGAACUAAAGCUGAUCAAGAACUUUUUAGAACAAUUUCAAAGAUUAAUUUUGAUAUAUUUCUUGCACUUGAUGAAACUGAUACAUUUACUGGAUCUUUUGGAGAAAUGUUCUUGGAAGUUCUAGGGGAAGUUACUAUGAACGACAGUUUUCCAGUAUUUAAAGAUCUCGAUCUGAAAAUCAUCGAAACAAUGAAGGAAAACGCAGAGCGAUUCAUCAAUGGAUAUUGUGCUUUAAAAUCAUGGUUUGAUAUGUCAGCAAAGUUAAGUGCUCAAGAGGAUGAAGCUGGUGGUAACUUACAUAAUACUUGGAAGAAACAAGGGUUCAAAACUGUGUUUGACUUCAUAUCGAAAAAGCUUCCAGAUCCAUCACAACACAUCGACAUAGACAGCAAAGUUCAAUUAAACAAAAAGGUCACGAACAUUAACUACAAUGUAAUCGAUGCAAACAGUAAAGCUGUUAUCACAUGUGAGGACGGGUCAUCUUACGAAGCAAAACAUGUCAUUUUCACACCGAGUCUGGGAGUUUUGAAAAAAUAUCAUGAAUCACUCUUUACACCUACAUUACCUGAACAGAAAGUAUUAGCAAUCAAAACUUGGGGAUUUGGAGCUGCUGGAAAAGUAUUUUUGGAAUUUGAUGAGCCAUUUUGGUCAGAAGAAGGAGAGCCUUUUGUAGCUUAUGAAUUUUUGUGGUUAGAUGCCGACAAAGAUGAAGCAAAAGCCUACAAUCGCGAAUGGAUGUUAGGAAUUUCCGCAUUCUAUAUUGUUGACGAAUUCCCAAACAUGCUUGAAGCAUACCUUGGUGGACCAAAAAUUAAUCAAUUUGAAGCAUCAAGUGAUGAAAAGAUUAUUGAAGACUGCAUGUGGGCUUUAGAGAAAUUUCUUGGAAAGUCUUUACCUAAACCAAAAGCCAUGACAAGAAGUAAAUGGUUAAGUAAUGAAAAUUUCUUGGGAUCUUAUUCAUAUCCUUCGAUGGAUGCUGAGAGGGCAGGUGUAGGAAUCAAGGAACUAGCAGAGUCAAUCAAUAAUGAUAAUGGUGAACCUAUUCUACUGUUUGCAGGAGAAGCUACUGAUGAAAAGUAUCCAGGAAACACUCAUGCUGGAGUUCGUAGUGGUUUUAGAGCUGCGGAUGAAAUCAUCAGUAGUUAUCAAUAG
This is a messenger RNA of Chironomus riparius, 1479 nucleotides long. The record is from the annotation of a GenBank genome assembly. NCBI's taxonomy places the organism in Eukaryota, Metazoa, Arthropoda, Insecta, Diptera, Chironomidae.